Messenger RNA from Setaria italica (foxtail millet), 1425 nucleotides. RefSeq lists its product as uncharacterized. Gene Ontology annotation, molecular function: protein binding. Lineage: Eukaryota; Viridiplantae; Streptophyta; Magnoliopsida; Poales; Poaceae. Bases 183 to 1136 code for a protein of 317 amino acids. The transcript has 6 exons. The record is from RefSeq and is a predicted model, not a curated record.
UGCUCCAGUGACUUGUCCAAACUCCGAAGUCUCCAAGGAGAGACAGAAACCUCACCCCAUUUGCCGAGAACUUUUGGCACACGUCAGGUCAUUAUUCUACUACAUAUAGUGCACAGGAACGUCUUCUUGUUCAGAUAGCAAGAUCAGCAAUAUCAGGCUGCACUGGCGUCUGGAGGACCAUCAUGGGAAACUCUUCAUCUCGAGGCCGAUCUAAACUGGGACAGGGCCAUGGAUCCAAGGUAGCACCUUCUUCUCCAGCUGGAGAUCAAAGCCAGCCGAUGACCUUUAAGUGGAACAUCGAUGGAUUCUCCUCACUCCUUGACAAGGGUGCAGGCUGGACCUACUCAAGAGUGUUUGAGGUCAUGGGCCAUAACUGGUACCUGAAGCUGAACCCAAGGGACAAGGACAACAAGGAGUACGUCUCUCUUAGGCUUGAGCUGGACAACAGCUCAGUGAAAUCUGACACUAUUGUAGAUGCAUCUUUCAAGUUGCUGAUAUAUGACCAGUCCUUCGGAAAGCACAGAGAGCAUGAAGUUAGCCACAGUUUUCAGACUGCAAGCACAAGCUCCGGAAUCUCAUGCAUGAUUUCCCUUAACAAACUGAAGAAACGGUCUUCUAAAUUCCUUCUCAACAAUUGCUGCGUCUUUGGUGUCGAGUUUGUCAAAGUUACCACUUUGAAAGUAAACACGACGUCAGAGACGCUGUUUGUCCAAAAGAUGAGCAUCUUCAACGAGGCCAAAACUUACACUUGGGACAUUGAUGACUUCUUUGCACUGAAGAACCCGGGCUACUCUCCAGAGUUUGAAGUCGGCGGAUACAAAUGGCAUAUCACUAUGUAUCCAUCUCGCGACGGGAACCACCUCUCCUUGUACCUGAAACUUAAAAGGACCAAUGAUCUCCCCGAGGACACUGCAAACCUUGUAGAAUUUACCUUGUCCAUCAAAGACCAAGAAACUGGCGAACACCGUAAUAAAGGAACAGGCCGGUGCCCGUUUGCGAAGAACGCUCGUACCUGGGGAUGGAGUAAGUUCAUUUCGCUGGAGGAUUUCAAGGACUCGGCAAAUGGUUAUCUUGUCAAAACCAAGUGUUGCAUUGUAGCUGAGGUCGCAAUAGUCGGUUCCUCCAAGAUGGAGUAGAGUACAGUGUAUGUGUGGGCUGAUGAAGUGCUGAACCACAAUAAUGGUGAAGAGGUGGCUACAUGUAUCUGUUGGCGUGUUUGUUUGAUUGUUCACGCUGAUGAAACUGAAAGGGUGUAGAAUGGCAAAUAAAGGUUCGGCCAUGAACAUGCUGCACAGAUUGCUUGUCAUGUAGUAUAUAUUUUGAACGAACAGUUUGCUUGCACUUUCUUCUAUUUUCAUCCGAUUGUAAUAUCAAAAUUGUCAAUAUUUCACACAAAGAAGCCAAAUCACAAAAUUGUUCCCGUUU